Molecule: messenger RNA, 1614 nt
Organism: Dermacentor silvarum
Lineage: Eukaryota; Metazoa; Arthropoda; Arachnida; Ixodida; Ixodidae
Product: cytosolic iron-sulfur assembly component 2B-like
Exons: 4
Coding region: 102-575 (157 amino acids)
Biological process (GO): iron-sulfur cluster assembly
Cellular component (GO): cytosolic [4Fe-4S] assembly targeting complex
Source: RefSeq, a predicted model, not a curated record
CUACAUGUGUUCUGUGUGUAUUCUUGAGUAGUACGUUCGUUGAAAAUUUAGAGAUUAAUACUCAUGGUUAUGAUCCCCGCGAAACAGUGAUCCCGACGAGUAUGGCCCGCGGCGACAGUUUGGAUAAUAUUGCUCCGUCAACCUACGAAAAGGCAAAGGACAGGGUGACAACAGCUGAUGAACUCAACGAUGAAAUUGAAGAUGAAAUUGACUCGCGGGAGAUUUUCGAUCAUAUACGGUCGAUCAAUGAUCCUGAGCAUCCUCUCACUUUGGAAGAAUUGAAUGUGAUUGAUGAAAAUAACAUUACGGUAGACCUCCACAAGUGUGCAGUUGAUGUGGCCUUUCGGCCAACAAUACCACACUGCAGCAUGGCAACACUAAUUGGGCUAGCCAUCAGAGUAAAGCUGCUUCGUAGCUUGCCACCUGGAUUCAAGUUGGAUGUUCGGAUUCUUCCUGGUACUCAUGUGUCGGAAUCAGCAAUCAACAAGCAGUUGGAUGACAAAGAGCGAGUCGCUGCUGCAUUAGAGAACUCACACCUUCUACAAGUUGUCAACAGAUGCCUUCUGUUGCGUUGAGGACACUGAUCAUAAAAUGAAUUUUAAUUACAUAUGCAUAGGCAUACAAGAAAUAAUACCGUGCAAAUACAUGGUGCCAAUAUGUCAUUACUUUGUACAUUUGUUAACUAGUUUGAAGUAGCCAAUAUUCUUCAUUGGAAAACUGGAUGCUGCAACUAUCAAGGAUGUACGUACAAUAGCAGGGUACUAAAGAGUGCCAAUUUAACAUUCAUAUUUUUGCUUCUUACAACUUCAUGAUGAGGUUAAGUGUAGGGUAUGUACAAGUGAACACUUCAGCUUUACUACAAUUGGUGACUCCUUCCACUGUUGUUUUAUCUUUGUAAAGGUGUGACAGCUCUUAGCACUUGCCUCAAGUGCUUGACAUGAAAAGUUAAUCUGCAAUUAAAGUGCUGACCUGGUUCUGAAAUUUAUUGCAAAUUGCACGGGCUGCUUGCAUGUCUAUCAGAAAUUGAAAUCAUGUGAAACACUAGUGCAGCUUAGUGCACAACAGCUGAACAGCACAAGGAUGCAUAAUUGAGGUAACUUGGUGGUGGAUUGAUAAUGCUGAAUUGUGAAAUUGCCUGCAUUGCUCUCGUGUUAUGGCAGACAUUAGCUGAAAAUGUGACCAUUUCAUGGGAAGGGCAAAGGUCAGUAUGUGAGAUGGGCUUGUUCUGCUUUAAGGUCUUGAAACCCAAUAUUUCAUGAAGCCAGCAUAUUUGUUGUAGUUUUUUCAUUAUUAUCACUGUGUAAUGAAUGACAGCUGUCCAGGAACACAAUAUACCUCUGCAAUGUAACUUGUUUACAUGUGCUGUGAAGUAUCGUCUUAAGCAAACAUCCAUGUUCUGAUAUGCAUAAGAAGUUAUCUAUAAAGCUACCAUUAUAAGAAAUGGUUCUUUCUAAAUGUAGAGUUUUUGCCAGAAUUUGAACACAAUGGCAAAGUCAUCUUGCCAACCCAUAGUUUUGUACAGUUUUUAUUGCACAGUGGUUGCAUAUAAUUUUCAUAUAAGACAUGAAUGUAUAUACAAUGGUGUGAAAUAAACAAGGGCAUAAAGGCAAUGGA